AUGGGCUCUCUACUUCCUUCCGUCAAGCACUCCCAGCAUGAGGGAAUCCGAAGGGCAUUCGAAACAGAAGCGGACCUUGGGCUUUGGCAGACUUGGGCAAGUUUAGAACAGUCUGGCCAUAGAGGGGACGACUGCAGCAUAGAGUGUGAAGAAGGCGCCCGUGGGGAACCACUGCACGACUAUCCCGGAUGCAACUUGUGCUUUGACAGUGCAAUUGGCAUUGAACUUUGCAGUUUCACGGGCCAUUACCUCGAGCAUAUGCUUCUAAGCCAAUUUUACACCCCCAUUCACGAGAUUCCCUGGGUUCUCGCGGAAUACAGUCGGCUGAAAGCUCACUUCGCUGAAAUGGAAGACUCUUCUGCUGGAAUGGCUGGUCUGGAUGGGAAACUUUGGAAGGGUCUUAAGAAAGCCAGAGUGCUCGUUGAAACAGCCCGAACUAAUGGGGAUUGCAAUACAUCCGUUAUUAGUGAACUUGACGCGACGUUAGCCUAUUUGCAGGGAGAGAACCUUCGAGUCAUGGCUGCGAACUUCGCGCUGCGAUGGUAG
Coprinopsis cinerea okayama7#130 is the source of this 546-nucleotide messenger RNA. RefSeq lists its product as hypothetical. Bases 1 to 546 code for a protein of 181 amino acids. NCBI's taxonomy places the organism in Eukaryota, Fungi, Basidiomycota, Agaricomycetes, Agaricales, Psathyrellaceae. The transcript has 3 exons. The record is from RefSeq and is a predicted model, not a curated record.